GAUUUCCUUGAGAAUUUCUAUUGUCUUCCUAAGGUAUUUUAAUAUGGAAUUUGCAUUUUUUUGAUUUUUCUCUUCUUAUGUCUUUGUUUUUCACACUGAUUUCUUAUAUCUUUGUAGUUUUUUCCCCUCUCUUUUUCCUUUUUCUAGGUGUGGGCUCAAAUAGUUUCAUGGGUGAUGAUGAUAGAGAAUUAAAACAUGAAGCAGUUGCAAGAGCUGCAGAUUUUGCAUGUACUCUAAUGCAAAUUUCGUUUCUGUUUCGGGCUCAAAAUUCAACUACACAAUUCAGAUUCCAGGUAGCCGAAUUCUACAGGAAUCGAGCCUAUCUUCUACUGCUUUCCUGGAAGCUGACUUCUACAAGCCUGGAGGCUGUCUUCUACUACUAAUUCGAGUGUUGGUUUUUAGCGCAAUUUUUGAUUAUUCGCGGCUCCAAAAGGUGCAGGUUUUAAUUCCAGGUUUUAUUUUCUUGCAUAUGGCUGAUUUACAUGUGUGAGACUUAGAAUACAGGUAAAAAAAAGGUCCAGUUAAAUGCUGGUUUGUUCAUGCUGAUUUUUAACUGGACCUUUUUUUACCUGAACAGUCAAAAUCAGUAUUUUUUAAAUCAACAUAUUUUAGGCCCUCUCUAAAAAAAGGUCCAGUUAAAAUCAUCAUUUAACAAAAUCAGCCUUUGUUAAAAUGCUGAUUUUUUUCUUUACA
Messenger RNA from Ananas comosus (pineapple), 693 nucleotides. RefSeq lists its product as uncharacterized. The record is from RefSeq and is a predicted model, not a curated record. The coding region runs from base 78 to 383 and encodes 101 amino acids. The transcript is spliced from 4 exons. NCBI's taxonomy places the organism in Eukaryota, Viridiplantae, Streptophyta, Magnoliopsida, Poales, Bromeliaceae.